Messenger RNA from Penicillium brevicompactum, 1545 nucleotides. Its product is annotated as allantoate permease family MFS transporter. Gene Ontology annotation, biological process: transmembrane transport; allantoate transport; dipeptide transport. Gene Ontology annotation, cellular component: plasma membrane. NCBI's taxonomy places the organism in Eukaryota, Fungi, Ascomycota, Eurotiomycetes, Eurotiales, Aspergillaceae. The transcript is spliced from 7 exons. The record is from RefSeq and is a predicted model, not a curated record. Gene Ontology annotation, molecular function: dipeptide transmembrane transporter activity; allantoate transmembrane transporter activity. Bases 1 to 1545 code for a protein of 514 amino acids.
AUGGCACAAACGGAAGAGCCCAGGGGCACUUCCAACGCCCAGGACAUUGAGAUGACUUUGCCAGCCGAUUACAAGCUGGCCAAGCACACUCCCGAUGCAGACGAGGCCAUGAAAGCCUUUGAAGAACUGCAAGGCGAAGCCAUUGAGCUCGACGAAGCUACCAACCGCCGUCUUGUGCGGACUAUUGACUGGCACAUCAUGCCGAUUAUGUGUCUUGUCUACGCGAUGAACUUCCUCGACAAAACUACCUUAUCUUAUGCCAGUAUCAUGGGUCUCAAAGAAGAUCUUCACUUGAUUGAUGACCAGUACCAGUGGCUUGGUAGUCUAUUCUACUUUGGAUACCUUGCUUGGGAGUAUCCAACCAACCGACUGCUGCAGCGUUUACCCUUGGGUAAAUACUCUGCCGCUUGUAUACUCAUUUGGGGCAUGAUUCUUUGCUGUUUUGCUGCCACAAAGGACUGGUCCGGCGCGAUUGCAAUUCGCUUUUUCUUGGGAGUUUUCGAAGCUGCCGUCACGCCGGGUUUUGCUCUGUUGACCUCACAGUGGUAUACACGAAAUGAACAAGGCAAACGCGUCAAUAUCUGGUACAGUUUUAAUGGCUGGGGUCAGAUCAUCGGCGGUCUUGUUGCUUACGGCAUCGCUGUCGGCACCAAAAAGCAUGGAUCACUCAUCGCGCCUUGGAAAAUUGUGUUCCUAUUCACAGGCUUGCUGACAAUCCUCUUGGGAUUCAUCUUCCUAUGGGUUGUUCCAGACAGUCAGCUCAAUGCACGCUGGCUGAAAAAGGAAGACCGAAUCCUUGCCAUUGCCCGCGUUCGUGUCAAUCAGCAAGGUAUUGGAAACAAGCACUUCAAAUUGUAUCAAGCUAAAGAGGCACUCACUGAUCCAAUGACGUGGGCUUUCUUCUUUUUCGCCGUGCUUGCGAACAUCCCCAACGGCGGAAUUACCAACUUCUUCAGUCAACUUAUCAAAAGUUUCGGCUACACUUCAGAGCAAAGUCUCCUAUAUGGAACACCUGCCGGCGCAGUUGAAGUCAUCGCUCUUGUACUAAAUGGCAUCAUCGGCGACAAGACUGGGCAACGUAUUCUGUCCAGUAUUGGAGGUCUACUCGCAGCCACACUAGGCGUGAUCCUCAUGGUCGCACUGCCACUCGACAACAACAUUGGUCGUUUGAUCGGGUACUAUAUGACACAGGCAUUCCCAACUGCAUUCGUGGCCCUCCUCUCAUUAAUCUCCUCAAACGUCGCCGGAUAUACCAAGAAGACCACCGUUGCUGCUUUGUACCUGAUUGGAUACUGUGCCGGCAACAUCAUCGGCCCACUGACCUUCCGUCCCCAAGAUGCACCCCGAUAUGUUUCAGCCGAAAUUGUUAUCAUCGUAUGCUGGGGAAUCUGCAUAUUUUUACUACUGGUGAUCUGGUGGUGGUAUAACAAGGAGAACCGACGUAAGGCCGAGAUCGUCUCGCGAGCAGACUACAUUCAUAUUGAAGGACAGGAAUGGCUUGAUCUCACAGACCGAGAGAACCAUGAUUUCAUUUAUACUCUUUAA